Enterobius vermicularis (human pinworm) is the source of this 3512-nucleotide messenger RNA. The record is from the annotation of a GenBank genome assembly. Lineage: Eukaryota; Metazoa; Nematoda; Chromadorea; Rhabditida; Oxyuridae.
AUGGAUUCAUUUAUGUCAGAUGGCAACAAAGACUUUUGUUGUGACGAAGAACAAGUAUUACUUUUGAGCAAACAGCUGACAUUGCCAAAUCAACUCCUUGGACGAUGCCCAAGUUGUAAAUUUAACUUCUUUCAAAUAUGGUGCGAUUUUACGUGUUCGCCAAGACAAAGCGACUUUGUACAAAUUAUUGAAACUCGAAACGAUUCGGCUUUACUACCGAACAAGACUGCCUAUGUAGCUGAGGUGGAGUACUACGUAAAAGACAGUUACGCUAACGGUCUGCUGGAUUCUUGUCGAAAUGUUUAUACGUCUGGAACAUUUGCGCUCAACAUGCUCUGCGGCGGUGCUGACAGAGAGGAAUGUACAAGCGAAAGGCUUUUCAGCUUUCUCGGAACGCAGAACCGAGACGUCGGUGUACCAUUUAACAUUCGCUUCAUAACUACGCGUGAUCAUACAUUAACUGGUAAGCAGAUGUAUCCACCGACUUCAACAAUUACACGUUGUUCUGAGGCUCCGUAUCCCAGUACGAGCCCAUGCUCUUGUCAGGACUGUCCUGCAGCAUGUUCUGCUUCUCAGCCAUAUCCAAAAAUAACUCAGGAAAAAUGUGAGAUUGCCUCUGUCGACUGUAUGGUUGUUCUUUCGUUCGCUGCUUUUGCCGCUUUCUGCUUUGCUGUCGGCUUUUUCACUACAGUUCAUUACGCCCUACGAAAGGAUCAUGAAGCAGACCUUAGUGAUUUCAAGCCGGCUAUGGCAGGAAUCGCUGAUGGCGAUCUGGGGAAUGUUGAAAGCCUUGGAUCUUGGAUUGAGUCUCAGCUAGAAGUGAUGUGUGCGCAUUACGGAGAACUUUGUACGCGUCGUCCCCUUGCUGUAUUUGCUUUUGGUUUAUGUGUGGCGCUAGUUUGUUCAACAGGACUUGUACUAGUACGAUUUACUACGGACCCUAUAGAACUAUGGUCAAGUGAAGAUAGUCGGGCUCGUAGGGAGAAAAAUUUCUUUGAUGCUAAUUUUGGCCCAUUUUAUCGCACAGAACAAAUUAUCGUUUUUCCACAUGAUCAAAGUUUUUUUCCUCGAACCGAUGUAAACGACCAGUUUCUGGAGACCUACUAUGGCCCAGCACUCCGAAAAAAUUUUCUUAUGAGUGUGUUGGAAUUACAAACUGAGGUCGAACGCCUUGUUGCAUAUACCAAAGAUAACACCCCCGUAACGUUGAAUGAUGUUUGUUUCCAACCGAUGGCUCCAGCAAAUACUAACUGUACAAUAAUGUCAGUCUUAAAUUAUUUCCAGAACGAUCCAAAGAAUUUGAAUAAAACCAUAUCAGAUGAAGAUUCAUUUGAAUCAUACGAUUAUUUAAACCAUCUUCUUGCUUGUGCAGAGAAUCCAUACACAAUUAAAAGUCCUUUGGGCCUUUCAUGCUUCUCAGCAUUUGGUGCGCCGGUAUCCCCGUUCGUUGCUUUAGGAGGUUUCAAUAGCUCGAAUCAACAUCAUACCGCUCGAGGCUUAGUUAUCACGUUUAUCAUUAACAACCAAUUGAAGCACACAAACAAUAUUAAAGCUCAGCUUUGGGAAAAAGAAUUUAUUGCGUAUUUGAAGAACAUUUCCCAUCCAAACUACACUAUAUCAUUUAUGGCAGAAAGGUCUAUAGAGGAUGAAAUUGAACGCGAAAGUGAAUCAGAUGCGUUUACUAUUCUAAUAAGUUAUAUGUUCAUGUUUGGCUAUGUUGCUUUUGCGCUUGGGCAGUAUCAGGUGUCAAAUAACAAUCUGGCGACAUUGCUCAUACAUUCGAAAAUAAUGCUUGGAGUAGCAGGAGUACUAAUCGUUGCUCUUUCUGUUACAGCCUCAAUUGGUGUAUAUGCCUUCUACGGAAUUCCGGCCACAAUGAUAGUUUUAGAAGUUCAACCCUUUCUUGUACUUGCUAUCGGCGUUGACAACAUUUUUAUUUUUGUUCAGGCAUACCAGAGAAUGGAUACGUCACUGGUCGAGCCGCUGAAUGUGAGAAUGUCUCGUAUAAGUGGUGAAGUUAUACCUUCAAUGCUUCUUUCUUCACUGUCAGAAUGCUUGUGCUUCUUCCUCGGGUCUUUAUCUUCAAUGCCUGCUGUGAAGGUAUUCUCACUGUAUGCUGGGUUGGCUAUUUUCUUCAAUUUCUUCCUGCAAAUUACUUGUUUUCUUGCUAUCUUUAUUCUCGACGUUCGCAGAGAAGAGAAUGGAAGGCUUGAAGUUCUUUGUUGUAAACAGUAUCCAAUGGAGCCAGACCAACAGAACAAUGAUGGUUUUCUUCUACACCUUUUCUGUGACUAUUUUGCUCCAUUUAUUCUCUCAAAAUAUGUCAGAAUCGUUGUGAUAUUUACGUUUCUUUCAUGGCUCUGUAGUUCUUUGGCUGUAGUAAGUAGGCUGAAUGUCGGUUUCGACCAGAAGAUGGCAGUUCCAGAGAAUUCCUAUGUCUUGUCGCACUUUAAAGCGAUGGACAGAUUCCUCUCUGUCGGUCCGCCAGUGUACUUUGUUGUGAAAGGUGAAUUAGAUUAUAAUCUUAUUUUUGACCAAAACAGAAUUAGUUCGGGAGCUGGGAGUAGUCCACUAUCGCUGGGAGCGCAAAUUGCUCAUGCCGCAAAAUGGCCAGAAAGAUCAUACAUUGCCCAACCAGCUAUGAAUUGGUUAGACGAUUACUUGGAUUGGUUGUCACCUAAAGGUGAUCCUCCAUGUUGUCGGCUGUUCAAAAAUGGGUCUUUCUGUUCUGCAAAUGAAAAUUCAAAAGAAUGUCGUCCUUGUGACGUUGUCUAUGAAAAAGGAAGACCCAGAUCGGACUUAUUCUAUAAUUACCUUGAGUAUUUCUUGAAAGACAUUCCGGGAACUAAAUGCGCAAAAGGAGGUCAUGCAGCAUUUGCAUCUGCUGUACGGCUGGAUACAAAGGAGAAAAUUUGGGUUCCUGCUUCUUAUUUUGCUGCUUACCACACUGUACUAAAAAGCUCAUCGGAUUUUAUCAACGCAAUGGCAAGCGCCCGUAAGCUUAGUGAUAGUAUCGCGAAAGAAUUAAACCAGAAUCGCAAAAAUCGUUGUGCUGUAGAAGUAUUUCCAUACAGCGUUUUCUACCCAUUUUAUGAACAGUAUGUUACCAUAAAAGCCGAUGCAUGUGUGCAACUGAUAUUGUCCCUGAUUGCAAUUUUUGCUGUGGCCACAGUACUUCUGGGAUUAGAUCCGUGGUCAGCAAUGAUUAUUGAUAUAACUAUUGCCAGUACCUUGUUCAAUUUAAUUGGUCUCAUGCACUGGUGGGACAUCGACUUUAACGCUGUGUCUGUCGUAAAUCUAGUCAUGGCAGCUGGAAUCUCUGUAGAAUUUUGCUCUCACAUAAUGCGCGCUUUUACCAUUAGUAUCCAUCGAAGUCGAUUGGAAAGAGCUCGAAUUGCUCUUGCAACAAUGGGAUCUUCGGUAAGUAUUUUGUAUAAUGUUACUUUUUCUUUCUGCUUCAUCUUUUUUUUGCUACUGUUUCAAAAGGGGACUGAGCAAUCCUUUAUUUGAUA